AUGUCUAGAGUUACACGAGAAUGUCGAGAAAAAUCGCUGGAAAGAAGCAGAAUGUGAGUAAUAAAUAGAUAAAUAGGAUUAGCUUAUUUUUUUCAUAAAAAAAUUAUAUAAUAUUCAUGUAGGAAGCCAUUUUUCAUCUCGGACAAUUGGAAUAAGAAUCAACACUUUUUCGAUCGUGGCCGAGACAUUGUUCGAGAAAAUAUUCGAACUAUUAAAUCAACGUUGCCAAAGUGUCAAGGAGUUCGAAAAGUUCCGCCGUUUUGCAGACAAUCGUAUCAGGCGAACACACAAGUUCAGCCACUUUUACCAAUGAUUCAAUCAAGGUCGAAAUCCGUGGAUUCAAGUGUGAGUUUUUGUUUUUGGGUUGUCUUUGGAAAAAUAAAUUCCACUUGGAGACCUUUUUCUGAAAAAUAUUUUCAAAAAUAUUUCAUAUUUCAAACAGCAGAAUAUUCAUUCAAUGUUUCAUGUUUCAUUUUUGGAGUCCGUAUUUUUUCGACAUUUGCGAAAUCAGAAAGUAACAAAUCAAAAUUUAAUGUUUCAAUUAGUUAUUACGAAAUUUUAAAACGUAUUAUUUUCUAUAGAAAUAAUACUGGAUCAAGAAAAUUUUCAAUAAUUUUCUCUCUUUUGAAAAUAUGAAUUUUUACAGAUCUCCGACGACAGUGCUCAAUUCCGCGCACUUUUCAUCCGAGGCGAUCUACACGUUCGAAUAUUGCAUUCCGGAGGCCCUGGUGAAAAACCAAAUGAGUUACAAUGGGCAAAAGAUCCAACUUUGAUGAAAAGCGAAACAAUUUGUGCACUUCUAGCCAAAUUCUCAAGUGGAAUAAGUCUUCUAGAUCAUGUGAGUUUUAAUUUUUUCUCGAAAUUCUACCUCCGUGGAAAAAUCAGUUCAUUUUAAGCCAUAUCGAUUUGUUGCUGAAACCGGGAUCACUGAUUUGCUCAUCGCUUUGAAAAACCAUCAGCAAUUGACAAGUGUUUUGCCGCAAUUAGUAAGAGGUCUUCGCGCUGGAUUUUAUUCUUUCGACAAUGAAAAGAAGAAAUUCUGUCUUCGAACUUUAUCGCGAAUUGCUUCGAUGGAUUCAAUUGGUCCGCAAUUAGUUCCAUUUUAUCGACAACUUCUUCCGCCUUUGCGAAAUGUUCGACAAUCUCGAAGUCGAUCUGAUCGAGUUCAUUAUGAUAAAGGAAGACAAUUAGAAGAAAUGAUAACUUCGACUUUGAAUGAUUUGGAAAGAAGUGGAGGAGCGAAUGCUCUAAUUAAUAUCAAAUAUUUGCUUCCACAUUAUGAUUCCUGUCAAUAUAUGUGA
Molecule: messenger RNA, 1301 nt
Organism: Caenorhabditis angaria
Lineage: Eukaryota; Metazoa; Nematoda; Chromadorea; Rhabditida; Rhabditidae
Source: the annotation of a GenBank genome assembly